Molecule: messenger RNA, 2931 nt
Organism: Chanos chanos (milkfish)
Lineage: Eukaryota; Metazoa; Chordata; Actinopteri; Gonorynchiformes; Chanidae
Gene: epha4b
Product: eph receptor A4b
Exons: 17
Coding region: 1-2931 (976 amino acids)
Biological process (GO): protein phosphorylation; axon guidance; ephrin receptor signaling pathway
Cellular component (GO): plasma membrane; dendrite
Molecular function (GO): ATP binding; protein binding; transmembrane-ephrin receptor activity
Source: RefSeq, a predicted model, not a curated record
AUGGCACUCCUUUGGAUUUAUCCAUCCCUUCUGUUCUUUCUCCUUCCCUCUUUAACACCGAGUCAGGCCUUACGGAAUUACCCAGAGAAUGAAGUUACACUGCUGGAUUCUAUGUCGGCUCUGGGAGAUCUUGGUUGGGAGGCAUAUCCAGCUGAAGGGUGGGAGGAAAUUAGCGUGAUGGAUGAGAGCAACACACCUAUGCGCUCCUACCAGGUGUGCAACGUGAUGGAGGCCAACCAGAACAACUGGCUCCGCACUCGCCACAUCCCACGAGACGGCGCUCAGCGAGUCUACAUCGAGAUCAAAUUCACCCUGCGUGACUGUAAUAGCCUUCCUGGGGUCCCAGGGACCUGUAAAGAGACCUUUAAUAUGUACUACUACGAGUCCAACAACCCAAACCUAUGGUUCAUCAAAGAGAGCCAGUACGUAAAGAUCGACACCAUCGCGGCCGACGAGAGCUUCACGCAGACGGACGUCGGGGAUCGCGUGAUGAAGCUCAAUACGGAGGUGAGGGACAUCAGCAACCUGAGCAAGAAAGGUUUCUACCUGGCCUUCCAGGAUGUGGGAGCCUGUAUCGCCCUGGUGUCUCUCAGAGUCUUCUACAAGAAAUGCCCCCUCACCGUCCUCAACCUGGCCCAGUUCCCCGACACGGUGACCGGGGGGGACUCGGCUCUGGUGGAGGUGCGCGGGUCCUGCGUCAACGACUCGGAGGAGUUUGAGGUUCCGCGGAUGUUCUGCAGCGCGGACGGAGGCUGGCUCGUGCCAAUUGGACGAUGCGUCUGCAAACCAGGCUUUGAAGAACACAAAGACUACUGCCAGCCCUGCAGAACUGGUUCCUAUAAGGCUUCUGCCAUGGAUGCCUACUGCAGCAAAUGCCCUCCACACAGUUACUCUCACCAGGAGAAAGCCUCAGAGUGCAGCUGUGAUAAGGGCUACUACAGAGCCGACAUGGACCCUCGAUCCAUGGCCUGCACCAGACCUCCGUCAGCUCCAGAGAAUCCUAUCUCCACUCUGAACGAAACUUCGGUUACCCUGGAGUGGAGUCCCCCACGUGACACGGGCGGCCGAGGAGACGUCGCUUACAACGUACACUGCAAGAAAUGUUCCGGAGAAGGCAGGGAAUGCAGCCCGUGUGGCAGCGGGGUCCACUUUAUCCCCCGUCAGUUUGGCCUCUCCCUGGCUAAAGUGCAGGUCACAGACCUCCUGUCCAACACCAACUACACCUUCAGCAUCGAGGCAGUCAAUGGGGUGUCUGACCUGAGCCCUAAUCCCAAACAGUUGGUGGUAGUCAACAUUACCACCGGACAAACAGUGAGUGUCAUUUUAAAAGAGAGGAAAAGUAAAGACAGUAUCACACUGGCAUGGCAAGGUCCUGACCGACCCAAUGGAGCCAUUGUGGAGUAUGAAGUCAUCUACUACGAGAAGAACCAGCGGGAUCAGAACUAUACGGUACUGAAAACCAAGGCUAAUGUGAUGACAGUAGAGGGUCUGAAGCCUGGUACCACCUACGUGUUCCGAGUGAGAGCGCGCACUGAUGGAGGGUAUGGCAGCUACGGAGGAGAGAUAGAACUGGAGACCAGCCAUGAAGAUAUGCUGGCUAUUGGAGAUCCUAACCAGUCCACCAUUCUUGCUGUGUCUAUAGCUGGUGGUAUUGUGCUUCUGAUCUUUCUGGUGGCCUGUUUUGUAGUGAGUGGAAGGCAUUGCGGCUAUAUCAAAGCAAAACAAGACCCAGACGAGGAAAAGAUGCAAUUCCAGCACGGAAGAGUCAAGCUGCCAGGAAGCAGAACAUACAUUCAUCCUCACACCUACGAAGACCCCAAUCAAGCCGUACGCGAUUUCGCCAAGGAAAUCGAUGCCUCCAACAUUCGUAUUGAGAGAGUCAUUGGUGCAGGCGAAUUUGGCGAAGUGUGCAGCGGUCGUCUGAAACUGCCCAGUAAGAGGGAAAUCUAUGUGGCUAUUAAAAGCCUGAAAGCAGGUUAUUCAGAGAAACAGAGGCGGGACUUCCUGAGUGAGGCCAGCAUCAUGGGACAGUUUGAUCAUCCCAACAUCAUCCGUCUGGAGGGAGUGGUCACCAGAUGUAAGCCAGUGAUGAUCAUAACAGAAUACAUGGAAAAUGGCUCCUUGGAUACUUUCUUAAAGAAACAUGACGGGCAGUUCACAGUCAUUCAGCUGGUGGGAAUGAUGCGUGGGAUAGCCUCGGGAAUGAAGUAUCUAUCAGACAUGAAUUAUGUCCAUCGCGAUCUGGCCGCCCGGAAUAUUCUGGUCAAUAGUAAUUUGGUUUGCAAAGUCUCUGAUUUUGGCCUGUCCAGAGUGCUGGAGGACGACCCCGAGGCCGCUUACACCACACGGGGAGGAAAGAUUCCCAUUCGUUGGACGGCUCCAGAAGCCAUAGCAUACAGGAAAUUUACCUCUGCCAGCGACGUGUGGAGUUAUGGUAUCGUCAUGUGGGAGGUGAUCUCCUAUGGAGAGCGGCCUUACUGGGAGAUGUCCAAUCAGGAUGUUAUCAAGGCAAUAGAUGAGGGCUACAGACUGCCCCCUCCCAUGGACUGUCCUGUGGUAUUACACCAGCUGAUGCUGGACUGCUGGGAGAAAAGUCGUAGUGACCGGCCCAAGUUCGGCCACAUUGUCAAUACAUUGGACAAGCUGAUUCGUAAUCCCAACAGCCUGAAACAACUAGCCAACAUAUCAGUGUGGGAAGACGCCACCACCCCAGAGCUGAGUGUGAAUACAGUGGAGGAAUGGCUGGACGCUAUCAAACUGGGCCAGUACAAGGACAACUUCGCUACUGCGGGCUAUGUCACACUAGACUCAAUUCUUUACAUCAGUAUAAAUGAGCUCCGGAAGAUGGGCGUGACGCUGGUUGGGCACCAGAAGAAGAUUCUCUCCAGUGUACAGAGUCUGCAGGCACAAGGCACCCAUGUGCAUGUAUAA